This is a messenger RNA of Phalaenopsis equestris, 844 nucleotides long. Its product is annotated as probable protein phosphatase 2C 78. The transcript has 2 exons. Gene Ontology annotation, biological process: protein dephosphorylation. Gene Ontology annotation, molecular function: protein serine/threonine phosphatase activity; cation binding. The annotation marks the transcript as partial. The record is from RefSeq and is a predicted model, not a curated record. Lineage: Eukaryota; Viridiplantae; Streptophyta; Magnoliopsida; Asparagales; Orchidaceae.
AGGAAUCCACCCAUGAAAACCUCAACUCACGGUCACGGCAGAGACGACCGGAGCUACCUCCGUGUCGCCGACGCGCCCUAUAUAAGAGAAAUCCCUCCUCCUCCUCCCUUCUCAAAACCCUAUUUUUCAAAGAGCACAGAGAAGAAGAUAGCAGAAGAGCCGAUCGAGCUCGGAGGGGGAGACCGGACUGUAUGACGACGCUUCGAUCGUGCAUUGAACGCUGCUUCGGAGAUAUCGUUUACGGCGACGAGCUUUUCUGGCACCAAGACCUAAAGCCCCACACCUCCGGCGAGUUCUCCAUUGCCGUUGUUCAGGCUAAUUCAACAUUAGAGGACCAGGGUCAGGUGGCCGCGACCCCAUUCGGGACUUUCAUCGGCGUCUAUGAUGGCCAUGGCGGACCCGAAGCUGCUCGAUUCGUCAACAACCAGCUUUUCCCUAACUUCUGCAAAUCUGCUAUGGAGCAGAAGGGGGUUUCGGCUGACGUGAUGAGGAAGGCGAUUGUUGCGACCGAGGAGGAGUUCUUACGAUCGGUGGAGCGUUCGUUUCCUUACAGGCCGCAGAUUGCUUCGGUUGGAACUUGUUGCCUGGUUGGGGCCGUAACGGAGGAUAUGCUGUAUGUGGCGAAUUUGGGGGAUUCCCGAGCGGUGCUCGGCCGCUGCGCGAACCCUAGUGGAAAGGAUGUGGUGGCGGAGCGAUUGACAUGCGAUCACAAUGUGUCGGAUGUGGAGAUUAGGAAGGAGCUAAAACAGAUGCACCCGGAUGAUUCUGAUAUAGUUGUUCAUACCAGAGGAGUAUGGCGGAUUAAGGGGAUUAUUCAGGUGAGGUUUUUUGGAUCUUCUAUCUU